AUGCUAAAGCAACUACUUCAAGGGCAAGCUGAUGGGGUAGUGGACACAAGCAAGAAGCUAGCUGAAAUAAACUCUAAGAUCGAGAACCUCAACACAAGGGUUUACUCUCUGGAGAAUCAUGCUUCUUCUGUUGCUGCUGCUACAAAGCAAGGACAACUACCUGGUAAAGCUAUUCAGAACCCCAAGGAACAGUGCAAGGUCAUCUUCACUCAAGAAGGACUUGUUGAAGAAGAGGAUCAAGAAAGGGUCAUUGAAGAUUUUUGUUUACUGCUGAAUGAUGAAGAGAUUGUUGCUGCUGAGGCUCCUGGAGUCCAGAUUGAUCAACCAGAAGUGCAUGCACCUACUGUGGCCAUUCACACUUCACCAGUUGAGCUCGCACGACAAGCUCGAUCGGCAGCUCGAUCGAGUCCAACUCUAGCUCGAUCGAGUCCGACCUCUUCUGUCCGACAGCCUGUUUUGCUUGAUCCUUACCAACCGGUUGCCGCUUCCUCGUCUCGCCUACUUAGUCAAGGUCACAAGGAAGUGAUUCACAAGUUCAGAAGAGAUCUCAGUGGGAUUGGAAUUGAGUUGCCUCCUAUGGAUAGCAUGAGUGAGGCAUUUGAUCAAAUGCAAAUGGUCAAGGAUGUUCUAGCCAACAGUGAUAAAGUUUCAGAGGUCCUACAAGAGUCUACUCAUCAGUUCAACCUGCUUACUUCACCCACCUUCCUACCAAAGGUCAAAGAUCGAGGGAAAUAG
Microthlaspi erraticum is the source of this 735-nucleotide messenger RNA. The record is from the annotation of a GenBank genome assembly. Lineage: Eukaryota; Viridiplantae; Streptophyta; Magnoliopsida; Brassicales; Brassicaceae.